Rhodofomes roseus is the source of this 1167-nucleotide messenger RNA. RefSeq lists its product as uncharacterized. The annotation marks the transcript as partial. The record is from RefSeq and is a predicted model, not a curated record. The transcript has a single exon. NCBI's taxonomy places the organism in Eukaryota, Fungi, Basidiomycota, Agaricomycetes, Polyporales, Fomitopsidaceae.
GAUAGCACAACACGCCAGGGCGAAGUAAUUGCGGCACUUCACAUAGCACAGACAGUCCCCCUUGACGUCCCACUACACUUCAUAACGGGAUCGAACACACUAGCCAAGAUAUUAAUAACUUGCCUUCCCAAAUGGGAAGACAUAGGCUGGAUAGGAGUGAGCGGAGCCACAUACCUGCGAGCCCUAGUUAACAAGCUGCGCCAACGAUGCGCAGUGACAUCUUUCCGCACCCUGAAAUCACCCAGAGAACUAGCCCUACGGAACAUUGUCAGUGACCGACUACGAACCAGGUGGGCUAGCACCCCACAAACCCCAGUAAACCCAACAGAAGACACGACCUUCAAACUGUCAGGAGCAAAAGUCGCGACACUAACACAGAGGAUAGCGUACAGAGGCAUCCGAGAGCAGACACGCACACCAAAGCGCCCAUCUACAGUGAGAACAAUGUCUUCACUCAUGACAUACGUCCAGACCAAGGACGAAACGGCCCUUGAAGCAUCAGUCUGGAAAAGCACACGACACAGAGACCUCACGCGCCCCAUAGCCGACUUCAUCUGGAAGAACCUACAUAAAGCAUAUAAAGUCGGCACUUACUGGACACAUAUCCCGAACUAUGAAGACCGUGCCAGAUGCACGCCGUGUAACGCCAUGGACAGCUUAGAACACAUCCUCCUCCAUUGCAACGCCGACCACCAACACGUCCUAUGGCAGCUGACACGACGUAUCCUACAGAGGAAAGGGUUUACAGACACCUCAGUAUCAUACAACGACAUACUAUCCAUAGGGCUCUCACCGAGAGUGACCAAGAACUCACCUACCCGUGAACUGCAUCUACGCCUAAAACGGAUAGUAGUGUCCGAAACGGCACACCUCAUAUGGAAGCUCCGCUGUGAACGUGUCAUUCAACAUGAGGAUAACCCGGAAUGGCGACACCACAUACGCUCUAUAAUCGCGAAAUGGUUCCAUGCCAUCAAUAAGAGACUACGAAUAGACAUAUGGAGCACUAAACGACGCUUUGGACGCCUACAGAAGAACCGGAACUUAGUCCUGGCGACGUGGACGAGAGUACUGGAAGAUGAACUCGCCCUUCCUGAAGACUGGACGACGGUCCAUAGGUUUUUAGUGGGUAUUGACCCAGGGCUCUGCAUCGAUGUAGACCCCGGGUAG